AUGGCCGACACCAACGCAGCCGCGGCGCCGCAGCCGCGCAAGCUCCCAUUCAAGCGAACCGUCAAGCGCAAACCAGUAGAAGAGGUGCCCAGUGCACAGCCGGAACCCAAGGAAGACGACGGCCUCGAGCUCUUCAAGCGGUCGCGCGAGUUCUUCCCCAGCGUGAUUGAAGAUCAGAAAAAGGAGGCCGCCGAGAAGGCUGCCAGGGCCGAGCGGGAGCGCCAGGAGGCAGCGGGCGCGGACGAGCGGCGCAAGCGAGAGGACGUCGGUGGAAGACGGGCGCCACGGACAACGCAGCACGCCGAGAACGACGAGAACUCCGGCUCCUCGCCAAAGAGGAGGCGGACCGGCUUCUGGGACAGUCACGACGACACACCCUCCCCACCCGACGAUAUGCGAACUUCGCGUGCUUCGCACCGAUCCCCCACAAGCAAUUCGCCAUUGGCAACCUCGCCUGCCAGGAACGCCUCAAACGGGCGCGCUGGCCGUACGGCAGUAAAGCAGCAAGCAACCGUCAUAAGCCUUGACGACAGCGACGACGAAGACGACCGUGAUGAAGACUAUCAACCUCCGCGGUCCAAAACGAAGCGUGAGCCGGCGGAGGCAACGCCCAGAGCGGUCCGAGCCGAAUCAUCAGAAGUUGAACUCAUCAUGGAGGGCAGCGCAUCACCACCAAGGGAAAAGGACUCUGAUGAGUUCGAGAUCUACGUGCAGCGCGCCAUGGAGCGUGCUCAGAAGGAGAAAGAAGCACAGCUGGCGGGCAGCACCAGCACCCCAGACUCGAGCGCCAAGCGGGCCAGGAUGCCGGUCGUGGAGGUCCUCAUUGCGUCACGAGACGAUACGCUCAUACCGACGAGCUUCAAAGUGCGAACCGACCAGAGGCUCGGGCUCAUGUUCGAGGCGUGGAUAGCACGGCAGAUUGGGAAGCGGCCCGGCCAUCCCGACCCCGUGCUCGCAAACAUGGUCUUUACCUGGAAACGCAACAGGCUGUGGACCAACACGACGCUCUCGACGUUGGGCAUAAACCCCGAUCCUCACGGCCACCUGUACAACAAGUGGGACUCGGCGGCUGAGGGCUUCGAUCGCGACAAUGGCCAGGACAAGGUCUUUUUCGAGGCCUGGACACGAGAACAGUUCGAGGAAUACGAGCAGGCGAAAGAGUAUCAACGGCUGCGCGCGCUCGGCGAGAUCGACGACGACGACUUUGCGUCGUCGUUCCCCAGCACCGCCGCGGGCGGUGGAGCCAGCCAGUCGCAGAACCCAGGCUUGCGCGCAGAGUCGCUAGCCCGCCACGAGGAAGCAGAAGCGGCGGAGGAGAAGAAGAUCCGCAUCACCCUCAAGCCGAAGCAGCUGGCCCCCAAGACGCUGACGGUCAAGCCGUCGACCAAUGUCGCGAUGCUCAUCAAGGUGUUUUGCAGAAUGUCGGAGCUGCCGACAGACACGAGGAUCGAGAUCCACUGGGACGGCGAGGUGUUGGACCCGGAGACCACGGUCGAGGAGGCGGAGAUUGAGGACAUGGACUCGGUGGAGGUUCAUUUGAAGUAA
Molecule: messenger RNA, 1545 nt
Organism: Microdochium trichocladiopsis
Lineage: Eukaryota; Fungi; Ascomycota; Sordariomycetes; Xylariales; Microdochiaceae
Product: ubiquitin-2 like Rad60 SUMO-like-domain-containing protein
Exons: 1
Coding region: 1-1545 (514 amino acids)
Molecular function (GO): protein binding
Source: RefSeq, a predicted model, not a curated record